Messenger RNA from Dryobates pubescens (Downy woodpecker), 365 nucleotides. Its product is annotated as feather keratin 1. The record is from RefSeq and is a predicted model, not a curated record. Gene Ontology annotation, cellular component: intermediate filament. NCBI's taxonomy places the organism in Eukaryota, Metazoa, Chordata, Aves, Piciformes, Picidae. The transcript has 2 exons. The coding region runs from base 60 to 365 and encodes 101 amino acids. Gene Ontology annotation, molecular function: structural constituent of cytoskeleton.
UCUCAUCCACUCCUCUGGCCUCCAUCUCCUUGGAACAAGGUUCAUCUCCAGCCCCAGCCAUGUCCUGCUACAGGCCCUGCCAGCCCUGCGGCCCAACCCCGCUGGCCAACAGCUGCAAUGAGCCCUGCUGUGUGAGGUGCCAGGACUCCACCGUUGCCAUCCAGCCCUCCCCCGUGGUGGUGACCCUGCCCGGCCCCAUCCUCAGCUCCUUCCCACAGAGCACCGCCGUGGGCUCCUCCACCUCCGCUGCCGUUGGCAGCAUCCUCAGCUCUCAGGGGGUGCCCAUCAGCUCCGGGGGCUUUGGCCUCUCUGGGCUCUCUGCCUUGGGCCGUGGCUCCUGUGGCAGGAGCUGCCUGCCCUGCUAG